UCCAGUCACUCUGGGCUCCUGCUAUUUUUCCUGGACGUGGUGGGCUUAUUUUGUCAGAGGCCCUCAGCCAGGCAGAGAGGCCUGUGGCUCUGCCCGGGUGAGACCGACAAAGGAGCGAGGAGGAGGAGAAGGAGAAGAAAGAGGGUGCCAGGGGAGCCUGAGGAGGAUCUGCUUUCACAAAGGGGAGACACACUGGACCUGAGUUUGGGAUUUUACAAUAAACAUUAACUUUCACAGGAAUUUGGAGCUUGUCUAAGGUGAAGGCAUCAAGAUGGCGUCGAACACAGAAGCGGCCAAGCCGAUCAUCAUGAAUGAAGAGGAGCUGAAGAGGAAGCAGAGGGAGAAGCUUAAGAAACUACAGGCCACUGGAGGAAACCCUCGACCCGCGAGAUCUCUCUUCCUGUUCAACCUCAAAAAUCCCUUCCGCAAAGCCUGCAUCAACAUAGUGGAGUGGAAAACCUUUGAGAUCAUCAUCUUAUUGACCAUUUUUGCAAACUGUGUAGCUUUGGCUGUGUUCCUGCCCAUGCCUGAAGACGACACCAACAACACCAACUUAAAUUUGGAAAGUCUGGAGUAUAUCUUCCUGGUCAUCUUCACGUUGGAGUGCUUCUUGAAGAUAGUAGCGUAUGGGUUUGUGUUCCAUGAAGGGGCCUAUUUACGAAACUGCUGGAACAUAUUGGACUUUGUCAUCGUCUUCAUGGGUCUCUUUACCUUAUUUAUGGAUACUGUAAACAUGGUGUCAGGUGUGCCAAAGGAGAAGGGUGGGGGGUUUGAUAUGAAAGCACUGAGAGCUUUCAGAGUACUGCGGCCUCUACGCCUCGUUUCUGGAGUCCCCAGCCUACAGGUGGUAAUGAACUCCAUCCUUAAAGCGAUGCUGCCUCUUCUACACAUUGCUCUGCUGGUCUUCUUACUGGUCACUAUCUAUGCCAUCAUGGGGCUGGAGCUCUUUAAGUGCAAAAUGCAUAAGACCUGCUAUUACAAAGGCACAAAUAUCUAUGCCACAGCAGAGGGAGAACUGCCUGCCCCCUGUGCUCAGGCUGGUAAUGGACGCCGCUGCAUCAUCAAUGGCACGGAAUGUCGGCCCGGCUGGGAAGGUCCCAACAACGGGAUCACCCACUUUGAUAACAUUGGCUUUGCCAUGCUGACAGUAUACCAGUGUAUCACCAUGGAAAGCUGGACCAAAGUGCUCUACUGGGUGAAUGAUGCCAUAGGGAAUGAAUGGCCGUGGCUCUAUUUUGUUCCUCUAAUUCUGCUGGGCUCAUUCUUCGUGCUCAAUCUGGUUCUGGGUGUGCUCAGUGGAGAGUUUACCAAAGAGCGAGAAAAGGCCAGGUCACGUGGAGAGUUCCAGAAGUUACGAGAGCGUCAGCAGCUGGAUGAGGACCUCCACGGCUACAUGGAGUGGAUCACUCACGCUGAAGUCCUGGAUGCUGAUAGAGAAGGAAAAGGACUCCUGCCUUUGUCCAGUGGAGAUUCAGACACAGACAGUCUGUAUGACCUGGAGGGCAAGAGUCGAAUAAUCUAUUACUACCGCCUGGCUCGGCGCUGGAACCGUUUCUUCAGGAUGAAGUGCCUGGUGUACGUGAAAACCAGGGCGUUUUAUUGGGUGGUGAUGUUCCUGGUCUUCCUCAACACUCUGACCAUAGCCACAGAGUACCACCACCAGUCUGAAAGCCUGACUUCCUUUCAAGAUGUGGCUAGCCGGGUGCUGCUGGUGCUGUUUGUCAUUGAGAUGUUUGUGAAGAUGUAUGCUCUGGGACCCAGGGCAUAUUUCAUGUCUCUAUUUAACCGUUUUGACUUCUUUGUGGUACUAUGUGGUAUCCUGGAGAUGAUCAUGCUGUCUGCAGGUGCUGUGGCUCCCCUGGGUUUCUCUGUACUCAGGUGUAUCCGCCUGCUGAGGAUCCUCAAAGUCACAAAGUACUGGAAGUCACUCAGUAAUCUUGUGGCCUCUCUCCUCAACUCCGUUCGCUCCAUUGCCUCCCUCCUUCUUCUUCUUUUCCUCUUCAUUGUCAUUUUCUCACUCCUGGGCAUGCAGGUUUUUGGAGGGAAAUUUAACUUCUCUGACCACAGAGCCAGGCGCAGCAACUUUGACAACUUCCCUCAGGCCUUGAUCAGUGUGUUUCAGAUCCUCACAGGAGAGGACUGGACAUCCAUCAUGUACAAUGGAAUCAUGGCCUAUGGAGGCCCUGUCAUUCCUGGCAUUCUGGUCUCCAUCUACUUCAUUAUUCUCUUUGUCUGUGGAAACUAUAUCCUCCUCAACGUCUUCCUCGCUAUCGCCGUCGACAACCUCGCAGAGGCUGAGAGUUUGACUUCAGCUCAGAAAGAAAAGGCAGAGGAGAAGUUGAGGAAGAAGCUGCUAAGGGCAAAAAUGCCUGAGAAGACUGAUGAGGAGAGAGAGAGGAUAGCUAAGAAACUGGCUGAGCAGAGGGCCAAGAUAGAAGGCAUGCCCACCACAGCCAAGCUCAAAAUCGAUGAAUUUGAGUCUAAUGUCAAUGAAGUGAAAGAUCCAUUUCCACCAGCUGAUUUCCCAGGUGAUGAUGAGGAGGAAGAGCCUGAAAUCCCUAUCAGCCCCCGGCCCCGACCAAUGGCGGAUCUGCAGCUGAAGGAAGAAGCAGUUCCGUUACCUGAAGCUAGCUCCUUUUUCAUUUUUGGCCCUCAGAACAAGUUCCGUAAAUUGUGCUACAAGAUCAUCAAUGCUUCGUCCUUCACCAACUUAAUCCUCCUCUUCAUCCUGCUCUCCUCCAUCUCAUUGGCAGCUGAGGACCCCAUUGAUCCCAAGUCCUACAGAAACCAGAUCUUGGCCUAUGCUGAUAUUGUCUUCACAUCUGUGUUCACCAUUGAGAUUGUACUGAAGAUGACGGUGUAUGGAGCGUUCAUGCACAAAGGCUCGUUCUGUCGUAACUCUUUCAAUAUUCUGGAUCUGAUUGUGGUCGGAGUGUCUCUUCUGUCUAUGGGAAUGGAAUCCAGUGCCAUCUCCGUCGUGAAGAUUCUCAGGGUGUUGAGGGUGCUGAGGCCUCUCAGAGCUAUCAACAGAGCCAAAGGAUUAAAGCAUGUGGUCCAGUGCGUAUUUGUGGCCAUCAAAACAAUUGGUAACAUCGUCCUGGUCACCCUGCUGCUGAAUUUCAUGUUUGCCUGCAUAGGAGUCCAACUCUUUAAGGGUAAAUUCUACAGCUGCACAGAUGUGUCCAAAGUGACUGAGGAGGAAUGCCAGGGAUUCUACUUGAAGCAUAUGGAGAAUUCCCUGCAAGACACAGUAGUGGCUAAGAGAGAAUGGCUCAACAAUGACUUUAACUUUGACAACGUGCUCAAUGGAAUUCUGGCUCUGUUCACCGUUUCCACAUUCGAGGGCUGGCCAAAACUCUUAUACAGAGCCAUAGAUUCAGCUGAAGAAGACAUGGGUCCAGUCUUCAACAACCGUGUCGAUGUGUCCAUCUUCUUCAUUAUCUACAUCAUCAUCAUAGCCUUCUUCAUGAUGAACAUCUUUGUGGGCUUUGUCAUAGUCACCUUCCAGGAGCAGGGUGAGCAGGAGUAUAAGAACUGUGAGCUGGACAAGAACCAGCGCCAGUGCGUGCAGUACGCUCUGAAGGCUCGUCCUCUGAAGUGCUACAUACCCAAAAACCCGUACCAGUACAGGGUCUGGUACAUUGUCACCUCCUGCUACUUUGAGUACCUCAUGUUCUUUCUGAUUAUGCUGAACACUUUGUGUCUGGGGAUGCAGCACUGUAAUCAGUCGGACCACGUCACAAAGCUGUCAGACAUUCUCAACUUAAUCUUCACGGUGCUCUUCACCGUGGAGAUGAUUCUUAAGCUCAUGGCCUUCAAAGCAAGGGGUUACUUUGGAGACCCGUGGAAUGUGUUUGACUUCAUUAUUGUUGUUGGUAGCGUUGUUGACGUCAUCCUGAGUGAAGUCGAUAGUGCCCUGGCCGAUAGUGGAGGACUGUACUGUCUCCAUGGCUGUGAGACGAAUCCAAUGCAAGUCAUUGCGGCCUCUGAAAAUGCUUCUGUUUCCAUCACUUUCUUCCGACUCUUCCGUGUUAUGCGUCUGGUCAAACUGCUGAACCGUUCGGAGGGCAUCCGUAACCUGCUGUGGACCUUCAUCAAAUCUUUCCAGGCUCUGCCUCAUGUAGCUCUGCUCAUCGUGAUGCUCUUCUUUAUCUACUCUGUCGUUGGGAUGCAGAUCUUUGGAAAGAUAGCAUUAGUGGAUGGUACCCAAAUCAACCGCAACAACAACUUCCAGACAUUCCCUCAGGCUGUUCUGAUGUUAUUCCGAUGUGCCACUGGAGAGGCUUGGCAAGAGGUCAUGAUGGCGUCAAUGUAUGGAAAAAAGUGUGACCCCAAGUCUGACUUCCUGCCAGGAGAAGAGUACACCUGUGGGUCCAAUUUUGCUGUCUUUUACUUCCUCAGCUUCUACUGUCUCUGUGCCUUCUUGAUCCUCAACUUGUUCGUAGCCGUUAUUAUGGACAAUUUUGACUAUCUGACCCGUGAUUGGUCUCUGCUUGGUCCACACCAUCUGGAUGAGUUUAAAAAGAUCUGGGCUGAAUAUGAUCCCGAAGCUACGGGGAGAAUCAAACAUCUGGAUGUGGUGACGCUGCUGCGAAGUAUUCAGCCUCCUCUGGGCUUUGGCAAAUUCUGUCCUCACCGGGCUGCAUGCAAGCGCUUGGUCGGUAUGAACAUGCCUCUCAACAGUGAUGGCACGGUCACCUUUAACGCCACCCUCUUCGCUCUGGUCAGGACUGCACUCAAAAUUAAAACGGAAGGUAUGGUGUACCCAGACUUGUACAUGUUUUAUACAACAUACAUGUUUCCUUCACCCUCAUCUGCUACUACUGUAACAACCCUCCGUUAUCUUGAAUCGUUCCUAACAGGUAAUUUUGAGCAGGCCAAUGAGGAGCUGAGAGCCAUUAUAAAGAAGAUCUGGAAGCGCACCAGCAUGAAACUGUUAGACCAGGUCAUUCCUCCUAUUGGAGAUGAUGAGGUGACUGUGGGGAAAUUCUACGCCACCUUCCUUUUGCAAGACCAUUUGCGCAAGUUCAUCAAGCGUCAAGAGGAGUAUUACGGCUACCGUCCAACUAAGAAGAGUGCCUCAGGUCCAGAGAUCCAGGCGGGUCUGAGGAGUAUAGAGGAAGAAGCAGCUCCAGAAAUGCACAGAGCCAUCUCAGGAGACCUGCAGAAUGAAGAAGAGAUGGAAAGAGCCAUGGAGGAGGCAGGAGAAGAGGCCAUUUAUCAGCGUUCACACCACCUGUUUGGUAACCGGGUAGAGUCGUUCUCCACUGAGCCGGCUAACACUCAGUCCCAACAGGUGACCAACAUGCGGCCGCUCAGUUUCGCUGAAAGCCAGCCCGAGUCCCCACCAAGCUCAGCCUCAGCCUUGGUGUCUGGUACAGAAUUUUUCCCCACAGCUCCACCAAAGAGCAACACUAACAACAACGCCUUUGCAGAAUUUUCAUUUGAAAGAGAAGGGACUCCAGAUGACUUUUACAAUCCUUGUGAGGAUGAGGAGGCAGCCAGCAGACAUGCCUGGAACUUCACAGUGAGAACAGACAGAACACAGUUCCCUUAUGACCCUAACUAUGGUGACAGUCAGAGUCAGAGUUCACGCACUGCAGCCGACCACCUCGUCCAAGAGGCUCUAGAGAAGGGUGGACUGGUCUCCCUGGCCAGGGACCCGGGCUUUGUCUCAUUAACGAAGAAAGAGAUGGCUGAAGCCAUGCACAUCUCAGUAUCUGACAUGGAGGGUGUGGCUCAGGGCAUCCUGAAAGAACGCUCCAGCAGCAUGACCCCCGUUAAAAAGCGGCGUCCCAUCCCUGUCCCUCCUCCUGCCCCAGCGGCGGCAACAGUGGUAACAGGCCGGCCAGAUCCGGCUGUGAGGAGAAAGAAACGUCCAAUUCCCACGGUUCCCUCCGCACGGGGACCGUCUGAAGCCGACUCCGGAGUGUAGGGACUGCCACCUGGAUUUUACAUGGUUAUCAUGACAGUUUUGUAUUUUGAACACUAGUGUGUGACUCCAACUCACAUCACUUUACCAAGCUUGUUGCUUCUUUGAAAAUCUGUAUCAGUCAGGAUGGCUCAGUGCCUACAGACAGUUUGGAUACGGUUUCAUGUUUUGGUUGAAACAUUAACUGAGAAGUAACAAUAUAUCUGAUAAUGAAACAUCUAAUACUUCAGAUUUGACGAAUUAAUAAAAACGCUGUACUUGUCUCAGAGUAAAUGGAUUGAUGCACUUCUUUCUUUGUAGUGUUUGUUGAGGUUAUCCAUUCCAUAGCCUUUGGGACAGCCACGUCAGUGAGCCGAGUGUCUUACUAAUGAGGAAUGAGGAAGGUCAGAAAGUGACCUGUGGUGAAAAUGUCACUCAGUGAAUUCAUACAGAAGGUAACUUUACUGCGUCUUUACUGUGAUGCAGUUCAAACAGGACAAUGGCACAGGACUCCACUAGGGGGAACCAGUGGUUUCUUUGCAUUCAGGCCCCAAAAUAUUUAAGCGUCUUAAAGGGGCUCUGGUGCUAACAGUGCAAGAUGAAGGCUGUGAAGCAGUGUCCUCUGAUCUGUUAGGAUUUCACAGUGUUGUAAUCUGUUAGUGUCGAACAAGAUUUCUUUUGUUCACAAAUGUUGUUAUAUUAACCGUGAGGGGAAACUGAGGUAAAUCUAAUGGAAUUAUUAACUACUGAUCGAGCUAUAAUAAAUAUUUUAUGAAUUUCAAACACAAACUGAAGCAGUUGAGCAGUGCCUACAGUUUUUACGUCACUCUAACGCUACACGUUUUGUGUUUCACACAUAAAUUCGUAAUGAAUAAGUGCUGGAAGAAGUUUAGUAAAGAUUCAUCAGCAUACCUGGGGUAUGGUUGAUCUAGCUUGAUACGUCACUGAAGCUUGUCAUUUUAUUCAUAACUGUGUGGAUAGGAUUUUUGCAUUGUUUCGUGUUUGUGCUUAACAUCAGGUAUCGACAGGACUGUUUUGUUUUAUACAUUAUCCUCUGACCUGCUGUCAUGCAUACUUAUUGUUUAAAAUGAUGGAGAUACUAUUAGUUUGAGUUAUUCUCCCAUCAUAAUUCUAAAGUUCUAAAUCUGUGCCACUGAGGCUUGGUUUUACUUUGGUAUGUUCACCUUGGCAAAAAAAAAUAAAUCAUCCAGAAGAUGUA
Messenger RNA from Oreochromis niloticus (Nile tilapia), 7130 nucleotides. It is a transcript of the gene cacna1sb, whose product is annotated as calcium channel, voltage-dependent, L type, alpha 1S subunit, b. Gene Ontology annotation, molecular function: calcium ion binding; high voltage-gated calcium channel activity. Gene Ontology annotation, biological process: calcium ion import across plasma membrane. Gene Ontology annotation, cellular component: membrane; voltage-gated calcium channel complex. The coding region runs from base 272 to 5935 and encodes 1887 amino acids. The record is from RefSeq and is a predicted model, not a curated record. Lineage: Eukaryota; Metazoa; Chordata; Actinopteri; Cichliformes; Cichlidae. The transcript is spliced from 44 exons.